AUGGCUGCUUUGAUUUCCAAAAGGCUACUACGUUCUUAUGGCUCAUUGCAUUCACUACGACGCUGUUUUGAUUCACCUAAUGCAGAGUUCGAUUCUUUACAUAAACCAAAUGAUAUAUGCAGCAGUUUAUGUGGAGAGAGGGUGAUUUCUGCACAACGUCUCUUGACCGGAUCAAUGAUGCAAAGGUUUUGUACCGCUAGUUUCACUCCUGGACACGACGAAGAUGCAUUUCCAUCCGACUUAUUGUCCAAAAAGCCUCUUGCAAAAUCUGAGCGCGAUGUAGGGAUUUGUCAAGAUCUUUUAAUUCCAGUUACCAACUUUCAUAAUGAAGACAAGGGCUAUAUGGUUUUAGCUGGAGAUGUUUUUGAUUUGCCUAUUCGGAAAGAUAUUGUUCAUCGUGUUGUUUUGUGGCAGCGUGCAAAAAGUCAACAGGGAACUCACUCAACAAAAACUAUCAGUGAGGUCAGUGGGACUGGGAGAAAGCCUUGGAACCAAAAGGGGACUGGUCGAGCAAGGCACGGGUCAUUGCGCGGGCCUCAGUUCAGGGGUGGUGCCAUAAUGCAUGGUCCUAAGCCCCGAAGUCAUGCUUUCAAACUCAAUAAGAAGGUUCGGCGACUGGGGCUAAAGAUUGCUCUGUCAAAUCGUGCAGCAGAAGGAAAGCUUAUUGUGCUUGAGGAUUUGGAGGUUCCCACACAUAAAACCAAGAACUUUUUGAAUUAUUUCAAUCAACUGGAGGACACCAAGAAACUUCUGAUAGUAGAUGGUGGCCCCAUAAAUGAAAAGCUAAAGUUAGCUACACAAAAUCUGCAUUAUGUUAACUUACUUCCAUCCAUUGGCUUAAAUGUCUACAGUAUUUUGUUGCACGAUACUUUGGUGAUGUCGAAAGAUGCUGUGAACAGAAUUGUCGAGCGAAUGCACACUCCAAUCUCCACUAAAUCCAAACCCCAAUAA
Molecule: messenger RNA, 951 nt
Organism: Lathyrus sativus (Indian pea)
Lineage: Eukaryota; Viridiplantae; Streptophyta; Magnoliopsida; Fabales; Fabaceae
Source: the annotation of a GenBank genome assembly